CAUCUUCAAAUAACAAGUUUGUUGACAUAAUUUGAAUAUUAAAAAUCUAGGCUAAAGUUAACAGUUCUUGUAAAAGUUCAAUAGGCCUAUUGAUUCAUGUAAGGAGGUCUAACUGAAAGAAUGGAACCAAAUGUUGAAAGUGCUAUGAAAAGUGAUGGGAUGUAUUCACCAAGUGAUAGUCCAACACAAGAUAUGAGAGGAGAGGGAUAUGCUCCAGUAUUUGAUCAUCUAAUAACUUAUGGUCAACGAACAUUGCGAUCAACUGAUGUAGAAGAUUGGUUAUACUGGUGUAAAACAAAAGUUGAUCAUUGCUUCUGUAAGGUGAAAGAGUACAUAAGUGUGUUAGAUUAUAGAAAACAAUUAGAAGAUAGUAGGAGACAAAUUGUGGAAUUAGAACUAAAAUUGCAAGAAGCAGAAAAGAGAGCAGCUGUGUUACAGUCCAAUACAACAGUUUCAUCUUUACCUCCUCCCCCACCUCCAAUGCCAUGUGCUAUACCACCACCACCACCACCACCGUUACCUGUAGUGAAGGCACCACCUUCUCAAAAACUCAUCAUAAAUAGGAAAAACAGUGAUAGAUUAAAGCCUCAACAAUCUCUUUCUCAGCUGGUUGUAACACCAGAGGCCAUUCAAAAUAUCAAACUGAGAAAAGCUGAUGAUAGAAUCACAGCAUUUAAAGACCCUAAUACUCCUGGACUUGUGACUCUUGAAGCACUGAAAAGUGUCAGUUUACGAAGAACUCAGUCAGCAACAUCUAUUAAUGAAGUUGGCAAAGAGAAUAUUCAUCAAUUGUUGGCCCAUGAAGUAUUACACAGAAGAACUCUGAGAAAGACAACUAUGAGGAGGAGUCCUGGUGGUACACCUUUAAGUGAUAAGAAAAGAAGACGAGAUAGUGGGCAAGGUUUGACACCUGUCAUGUCUAGGGCAUUAAAAAGGAAAUUUCGACUGGCAAAAUGUGAAAGUCUAUCAUCUGAUGAAUCAUCUGGCGCUCUGUCUACCAACUCUAGUCCUGAUGUAUCACUGACCAAUCCUACAGACAUUACAUCAUCACUGACCAAUCUGACUGCACCUAAUACAUCAUCAUAUUGUUCCCCACUAUCAUCACAGAUCAUGAGAUCUAGUCCAUUGGCAGAAAUAUCAACAAAUAUUAUAUCAGAUAAUAUAGCUUUAAGUGCUUCCUCACCUAAUCUAGUCUUUUGAUUGUUGUCUGUUUAUUCUGCAAUAUCAUCUUUUGAUCAUUUUUAAAAAUUGAGUCUGCAAUAUCCUCCUCUGAACAACAAUAUUUAUUUUUAGUAUGAAAUAAUUGCAAUUGGGUAGGUAUUAAUUAGGGUUGAUAACUUAACUGCUUCAUAAAUCUUGUCUAUUAUUAACACCAAUCGAGAUUAGUAAUAGUUGUACACCAAGUGCAGUAAAUAUUAUUCGAAAUUUGAAUAAUUCACCAUAUUAUGAUGUCCGAUUGGGCAUAUUCGUGGUUAGACUUUUGCCAACUCGAUUGGGACAUGUCCGACAAAUAAUGGCGAAACAGCAUCCAUUGUAUUAAAUGUCCUCAUUCAGUUCCACUUGAUAAGACCCUUUUUUAUACAGCCUUCAUAGUGCACAAAUAUUGGUUUAAUAGGUUUAAUAUUUAGCAUAAUGUUGAAUGCCAUAUUAUGAGAUCAGUUUUAGGCCUAUAUUCUGUUGCAUGGACCCUCAGUAUGAAAACAAUCAUCCAGCUGUUAGUAACAUUAUAUCAAGAUACACACAGUUAAACUAUGGAACAAUCAAUGUGAUAAUGGGAUUUUAAUUGUUCCUAAAUAUUUCAAGUAUUUUACGUUACAAUAACUUUUUUUUGGCCAUGUCUGACUUCACCAGGGUUGAUGCAGACUAAAAUUGGAAGAUAUGUGGCAUGUAAUCCAUUACUUUUUAGCACCAAUAAAAUAUAUUUUCCCAUAAUACAUAACCUUUUUCAUAACUUUUUUUCAAAAAUAUAUAUCUGAUAAUCGCCCUAUCAACAAUAAUGUGAUGUAUAUAUAUUCUUAUAAUGCUUUCACCCUUCAUAUAAGGAUUUUCCUUAUUAAUAUAAGCAUUUUUUCCAUGUUUUUUUCACAAAAUAUUUGUAUUCAGGAUAUCUGAAUGGGAUUGGGGAACAGACUUAGCUUAUAUAAAACCUCUCUCCCUGAUAUCUUAUAUCAAAUGAUCAUCCUAGCAACCUUGAUAUACUUCACUAUGUAUAUAAUUUGUAAUAUUUCUAGUCUUAUAAUCCUUUCAGCUUUCAUAUUAUCUCAUUUCUUAUGCUUUGUUAGGACGUAUAAUGUUCUCAUUAACUUAUUUAGAUCCAUAUGUAUUUUUCAAAUGUUUAAAUGGAUGAUCAUGUUUAUUGCUCUCCCAUUUUCAUGGAGGACAUUUAAUUAUGAGCUGGGUAUUUGAAAGUGAUUAGGUUUCGUAUCAUUAAACAUAUUUCAUAAGAUUUCAUUUGACAAGUAAAGUUUGAUAUUCAUCCUUAUUUUUGGAGGCAUAGAUAUUAGUUUUUUUUAGAAUGCUCAGUAUUGUUACGUUUUUUUUCUUUUUUAAAUUAUCAAUCAGUUGAAGAUAAAAUAAUAUAUUCUCAAAAGUCAUAAUUCCCACCCCGCACCAAUAUAUAUGGGUGGUUGGGUUUGUUAAUAUGAUCUUGUCAAUCUUAAACCUCAUCAGUUUAUUAUAAUUUAUAAAAAUAAAUUUAAUAUUAAAGAUGCUGAUCAUCAUUUGCAUUUUUCAGACAUGAUGAAAUUUCUCACCACGUAUUAAAUAAUUAAUCCAUUUAGAAAACAAAACAAGGUUAUCAAUAGGUUUUCCGGAUCACUUAUAGGUCCCCGAUGUUGAUGCUGUUGAACCUCAAGCCUGGAAAUAAGGUACCGGUCACAGACAAAGUCAGGCACAGAUGCAAGCUCUGUUAGGCACAAAACCUCUGGUGCCUGUCAUUUUGUCCAGCACUUAUCUGUCAUUUUUAUACGUCCACAUUCAUAAUGUGAACGUAUUAUGCCGUCGCCCCUGUCUGUGUGUGUGUGUGUGUGUAUGUAUGUAUGUGUGUGUGUGUGUGUGUGUGUGUGUGUGUGUCUGUGGUUCGCCUACAGGGCGCAAUUCUUCAUGGAUUUUCUUCAAACUUGGUAUACUUAUUCCUUAUACCCCAAGGAAGAUCCCUAUUGUUUUUGGUGCAUGCCCGACCCCCCGGGGCAGAGCCACGCCCAUUUCUAGUAUUUGUUUGUUUGUCGUCUACAGGCCACAUUUCUUAACUAAUAAUCUUGAAACUUUGCAUACACAUUCUUUGUACCCUAAGGAACAUCCCUAUCGUUUGGGGUGCAUGCCCAACCCCCAGGGGCAGAGCCACGCCCAUUUUCUUUUCGUGUGUCUUUGUGUCGCCUACAGGGCGCAAUUCUUACUGGAUUUUCUUCAAACUUGGUAUACUUAUUCCUUAUACCCCAAGGAAGAUCCCUAUUGUUUUUGGUGCAUGCCCGACCCCCAGGGGCAGAGCCACGCCCAUUUCUAGUUAUUCUUUAAGUGGCAUUUAGCGAUCAGGGAACAAAUUAACAGAACACAGUUUUUAUGGGAUACAAUCACUAGUUUAUUCUAAAAGCACGACGUUUCCACAAGUAUUCUCUUAUCGUUAUCAAUCAAGCAAAAAAAAACAAAAAAAAAACGUCAUGCUUUUAGAAUAAAGACAUCGAUUGUUUUAAAAUAAAAAUUGUGUUCUGUUAAUGUGAACGAAAUGUUAUACUGAUAGCAGUCCUACAACCCAGUUUUAUUUCACAGACCCUCAAUGCAAACUGGACCAUAUCAAACAAAACAGGAAUGUGGACGUAUAUUGCUGCGUUAGCGAUGCUCUUGUUUAUUCAUAUUAUUAAUACAUAUCCGGCACUAAGUUGAAAAUGUCAGGUACUAUUUCAUUAAUGCCGGACAUUUUGUCAGGUACAUCUAAAAUCGUUAUUUCCAGGUCUGCUGUUGAUAUAUUGUUAAUUUAUCAUAUCAUUUUAAACACGGAACCAUUUUUGGACUGAUAUUUCCGAAACAUUCACAAUAUUCUAGUUUGCAAGGAAUUAACAAAGCCGAGAUCGGUGGCUUUUAAACAUAACAUGAAGCUAUCUUUUAACAAUCCCUAAUAUGGGGAUCAGUUGCUUUAAACAUAAUAUGAAACGGUCUUUUAACAACCCCUAAUAUGGAUGAAACGGUCUUUUAGCAAUCCCUAAUAUGGGGAUCAGUGAAUUUAAACAUAAUAUGAAACGGUCUUUUAACCAUCCUUAAUAAGUAUGGAACGGUCUUUUAACAAUCCCUAAUAUGGGGAUCAGUGGAUUUAAACAUAAUAUGAAACGGUCUUUUAAAAAUCUCUAAUGUGGAGAUCAGCGGAUUUGAACAUAAUAUAAAUCAGUCUUUUAAUAAUCCCUAAUCUGAGGAUCAGUGGCUUUAAACAUAAUAUGAAACGGUCUUUCAGUGUGCUAAUUAUGUAGAUAUAAAUAUUUGAUACAACGGUGCUUUAAUUUAUAAAUCUAGUUAAUUCUUAUGGAAUAUAUUUAAUUGUAUAUUUAGUUAUUUUUCUAUAUAUUUUAAUGUAUUUUCUUCCUAUAGCAUAGAAUAUCGUUUUAGCUUUUAUGUUUAUAUUCUGUUAGUUUUUAAAUAGUAAAUCUUUUAUUAUGUUA
Molecule: messenger RNA, 4646 nt
Organism: Patella vulgata (common limpet)
Lineage: Eukaryota; Metazoa; Mollusca; Gastropoda; Patellidae
Exons: 10
Coding region: 121-1200 (359 amino acids)
Cellular component (GO): cytoplasm
Source: RefSeq, a predicted model, not a curated record